Neltuma alba is the source of this 3063-nucleotide messenger RNA. Its product is annotated as disease resistance protein SUMM2. The record is from RefSeq and is a predicted model, not a curated record. The annotation marks the transcript as partial. The transcript is spliced from 2 exons. Gene Ontology annotation, molecular function: ADP binding. NCBI's taxonomy places the organism in Eukaryota, Viridiplantae, Streptophyta, Magnoliopsida, Fabales, Fabaceae.
AUGGAGAGCAUCCCUGCUGAACUUAUAAAGAACGAAACCCAAAGUUUAGUGAACUUGGUGAAAAAUGAAGCUCAAUAUAUAUGUUGCUUCAAUAGUUAUGUUCAAGAGUAUGAGCAGGCAAAAAACAGAUUGAAAGCAAAACUCGAAGAUGUAAGGAGAAUAAUUGAUCAAGCUAGAGGUGUUUCUCUUGUCACAUCUGUGGCACUACAGUGGACACGUGAAGCUGAAGAACUCAUUCAUGUUGACACUAAGAAAGAGAAAUGCUUUAAUGAUUUGUGUCUUAAUUGCUGGCCUCAAUAUCAGAAAGGUAGAGACUUGGCGAAGAGGACUCUAGAUAUUGACAGACUUCUAAAGAGAUGUAACUUUGAUAUAGUGGCAGGUCCAACUGAUCUUCUAGGUAUAAAAUACCAUUGCUUACCAAAUUUCAUGCAUUUUGAGAGCAGAAAGUCAAUAUUUAAAGAACUUCAAAAGGCACUAGAAGAUGAAGAAAACAAUAUGAUCGGACUGGAAGGCUUAGGGGGAACAGGCAAAACUUCAAUGGCAACAGAAGUGGGUGCUAAAUUGGAAGGAUCCACAUUUGGCAAGGUCAUCUUUCUUGUUGUCUCUAAGCUUCCAGAUUUCAAACAUCUUCGAGGUGAAAUUGCUGCACGUUUGGAUUUGAAAUCAGAGGAUGGAGAGUACCGUGAAAAAAUAUUGACCAAAAUCAAAGAGUUAAAAGAGAAACUUCUUAUAGUACUGGAUGAUGUGUGGAUGGAGUUUGAUCUCAUGCAAGAGUUGGGGAUCCCUCCUCGCCACUUGCACAAGGGUUGCACUAUAUUGAUAACCACCCGGAGCAAAGAGAUUUGUACAAAAAUGGAUUGUCAAAGGAUCAUUCAUCUACAUGCAUUGAUUGAUAAGGAAGCAUUGCAACUUUUCCUCGAGCAUGCUAAUAGCUCCUCUACUUUGGAGAAUCUGGCGCAAAAAAUUGUGAAACAUUGCCAUGGAGUACCAGUUGUAAUUGUAGCUAUAGCAAGGUCAUUAAAAGGUCGACCUUUUAAAGUUUGGACAGAAGCCUUGAGGAACUUGCAAAGUGGUGAGUCAAUAUUUAAUGUUCGUGAUGAAGAUUUGAAGAAGGUCUAUGAAGGUUUAAAGUUAAGCUAUGAUAAUUUGAGAAAUGAAAAGGCCAAAAAGCUCCUAUUGAUAUCUUCUCUAUUCCCCGAAGAUUUUAAUAUUCCCAUGGAGUUUUUAAUUAGAAUUGGUGUAGGAAUGGGCCCUUUUGGUAAGGAAGUUGAUGACUACAACAAAAGAAGAAGAAAAGCACUUGAUGCUGUAGUGGAACUCCUAGGUUCUUCUUUAUUGUUGAAUGCUGAGAGGGAAUGUGUAAAGAUACAUGAUUUAGUUCAUGAAGUAGCCUUAUUGAUAGGACAAGAAGAUAUUCAAUCCAUCAUUAAAUCUGAACUAUCUGUUAGAAAAGGGUUGCAAUGUUUAUAUUGGAAAAAUGAUGAUUUUUCAAGACCUUUUGAUAGUCAAAACCUUGAGGUAUUAUUUCUAGUUCGAGAUGAUCGAAAGGAUUUGGAAGUCCCUGAUACAUUCUUUACAGAGAUGACAAAGCUCAAAGUUUUGUUUUUACAAAGUAAAGCUUGGCAUCGAAUUUCAGCUCCAUCACUGUUUCCAUUAAUUCAGUUAUUACAAGAUAUUCGAACUCUCAGGAUAAAGAAUUUUAAUUUACAUAGCAACAUCUCUAGGUUGGGAGGGUUAUCAAAUCUUGAGACACUUUGGUUGGAUGAUUGUUCAAUCAUUAAACCUGAAAAAAAAUUUGAGCUACAGAAGUUGAGAUUCUUAAGGAUAGAAAAUUGUGACAGUAAUAUGAAUAAUCCUUUUGAAUUGAUUGAAGCAUGCCCAAAGCUAGAGGAGUUGGCUUUUUUGAGUAAUGAUUAUGUCAAGCAGGAAGAAGAUACAAUUUCUCAAAAAGUAUCUCUUCCUUCCUUACAAAUAUAUCAAAUAUCUUCUAAGGGCAACUUUUUGGAUUAUUUUAAGCAAUGUGGUUCCCUGUCAAGAUGCUUUCAGCCAGGUAGUUUAACGCAUUUAAUCUCUGAGGCAACAUUUAGGCAACUUGCAAGAACAGCUGAGCUUCUUAGCUUAAGUGGGUAUGGAAAACAGAAAAAUCUUAUCCCUGACAUUGUUCCAGUAGAUGACACAGGUAUGACUGACUUGAUCAUUCUUCAAUUGGAUUCUUGGCCUGACAUGCAAUGUCUCAUUGAUGGUGUGAACAAUCGCUUUGACGUGAAGAAUGCCUUUUCCAAUUUAGUUGGACUAUAUCUUUCUAAAAUGGGACUAAGCAAUAUAUUAUUUAAUGGCCACUAUAACCUGUCUCAUCUGAAGACCUUGAAACUGAAGGAGUGUCCAAACCUGACGUCAAUUUUCCUCCCAUCCACUGCUCAAGGUCUUUUGCAGUUAGAAGAGUUGAACAUUGAGGGAUGUGAUGCGUUGGAAUGCAUUGUAGAAGAUAAGAGCUCAAGCGGGGAAAUAGCUGGUGGUGAUGGUGACAAUGAUCAAAAGAGCUACGACACUCUGUUUCCAAAGUUUAAAAUUCUUGAAAUUUAUAGUUGUGACAAUUUAGAAAUAAUAUUGCCAAUCCUUCAUGGUGGAUGGCCUCUGGAAAGAAUAAGCAUACGGUGGUGCAAGAAGUUGAAAUAUAUAUUUGAUAAGUUCCAAGAGGUCAAUCUUAUGCUCCCCUCUCUCGAAAGAAUGGAACUUUUUGGCCUACCAAGUUUGGUUGGUUUUUUCAGGGAGUAUGAAAAAUCCAUCUCUUCAUCACUGCAACAGCCAGCACCCAUGCCUCCAAGCACCAAGACACGUUCUUUUUCUUGGGCUCAAGUAUGUUGUUUUAAAUCAAAGGCGACAAGUGAAGAGGCUGUUGAUGCUGUUUCUACAAAGAGAUUGCUUGAUGAAGGAAUCCCACAGGAAUUAGACGCAUUUGGAAGCAUUUAUCCAAGGUCCAUUGCUUUGUCAGGGUUCUCAGAGUUUACGAGACCUUUCAAUGAAUUUUUGAUUCGUUGGCAUACAAAACAACAGGAACCAAAG